This is a messenger RNA of Plasmodium coatneyi, 1971 nucleotides long. Its product is annotated as DNA topoisomerase. Lineage: Eukaryota; Apicomplexa; Aconoidasida; Haemosporida; Plasmodiidae. Bases 1 to 1971 code for a protein of 656 amino acids. Gene Ontology annotation, molecular function: DNA binding; DNA topoisomerase type I (single strand cut, ATP-independent) activity. Gene Ontology annotation, cellular component: nucleus. The record is from RefSeq and is a predicted model, not a curated record. The transcript has a single exon. Gene Ontology annotation, biological process: DNA topological change.
AUGGCUCCAAUAAAUGUCUUGAACGUCGCAGAGAAGCCAUCGGUUGCGUCUGCAAUCGCUAACAUUUUGAGCAGGGGGAAAAUGGAAAAAAAAAAAAGUUGCAGCAAAUAUAAUCCAGUGUUUACCUUCAACUACCAGAGGGAGCACGAAACAUGGUCUAUGUAUGUGACCUCCGUGACUGGGCAUUUAACGGAGCAGAAGUUUGAUGACAAAUAUCGAAACUGGGUAAACACAGACCCACAGGUCCUGUUCGACGCAGAAAUUACUAUUUACGUUGAAAAUGAUAAGAAGACAAUAGAAAAUAAUUUAAAAAGAUAUUCUAAGUUUUGCAACGUGUUAAUUUUAUGGCUGGAUUGUGAUAGAGAAGGAGAGCAUAUCUGCUUUGAAGUGAUAAACACGUGUUUUGUUAUGAACAGAGAUAUAAGAAUUAAGCGGGCACAAUUUUCAGCUGUAACAGAGAGGGACAUUAUUCAUGCCAUUAACAAUUUGAAAUACCCCAAUAGGAAUUUAGCUCACAGUGUAGAUGUACGCAGAGAAAUUGAUCUAAGGAUGGGUUCUAUUUUUACUAGGUUCCUCACCAUUAGGUAUGUCCACUUAAUUCAGACACGGACAAGCAUUAUUAGUUAUGGCCCCUGCCAGUUCCCCACUCUGGGAUUUGUCGUAAAUAGAUAUAUGGACAUAAAAAAUUUCGUAAAUGAGUACUACUGGUCGAUCAAGAUGCAGUACUUGUGCGAAGGGGGGGAAGGCAAAUCAGGUGAUGAAUCAGAAGGGAGUACCUCAUUGGGUGGGAAAAGAAAAUGGAAGAAGAAAAAAAAAAAAAAGGGAAAAAAGGAAGGCACGAAUCAAAACACGAUCGCCGAUUUUAUGUGGUCCAGGUUGAGGUUGUAUGAUCACCUGGCUGUGGUGCUAAUUUAUGAGGAGCUGCUAAAGAACCCUCUAUGCAGGAUAACAAAUAUAUACCAGAACGAAGUGAAGAAGUACCGCCCCCUUCCACUGAACACCCUCCAAAUGACCAAGUUGGUGUCCAAGCAUUUUCAUAUAUCCUCCAAGCAGUGCAUGAAUAUUGCGGAAAAGUUGUAUAAUAAAGGGUUCAUUAGCUACCCCAGGACAGAAACGAAUUUCUUCCCCAGCAGUAUGAAUUUACGAAGCAUUGUAUCGGAGCUGAAAAAAAAUAAGGUUUUCGGAUCCUAUGCCAAUAAAUUAUGUCAAGGGAACAAUUUUAAAGAGCCCAGAAAAGGGAAGCUAAAUGAUAAAGCACACCCACCUAUACAUCCUGUUAAAAAUAUGCACAAGACAGAUGGGGUAGAAGAGAAAGAAUGGAUCAUUUAUGAAUUUAUCUGUAGACAUUUCUUAGCUGUAUGUAGUGAGGAUGCAAUUGGAUUUAACAGCAAAGUGGUUGCCACGAUUGGGAGGGAGGAAUUCUUUUGUAAAGGAUUAAAAAUUGUAAAAAAAAAUUACCUAGAAAUUUAUAUAUACGAAAAAUGGAAUGAUAAAAUUAUUCCGCCUUUUGAAGUGAACCAAGAGUUCCAUCCGUAUAGCUUGUUAGUGGAGGAAGGAAUCACACAGCCUCCGAAAUACCUGUCCGAAUCUGACUUACUGUCCCUCAUGGAUAAGUACGGAAUAGGGACAGAUGCGACUAUGCAUGAACAUAUAGAAAAUAUCCAGAAAAGAAAUUACGUCUUUAAGAAUAGUAAAAAUUUGUUCAUUCCGACCAACUUGGGGAUCGCUCUUGUGUUGUCGUAUAAGAAAUUUAAGGACAUCGGGAUUGACCUGACGGAUCCUUCGCUUCGUGCAAAAAUGGAAAAGGAUAUGACUUUAGUUGCGUCUGGUACCAAGGAUAAGGACGAAACGAUACGCAACUACAUAGACAUAAUGAAGUAUAUUUAUCAGGAGAUGUUCAACCGGAUAGAUCUCCUCGACGAGCAGAUUAAGUAUUACUUACAUAGUGCCGCAGGAGUGGGGCACUGCUAA